AGUCUAGGACUAUGCAAUUGUGAACUACCAAAAUUCACAACAAAGAACGAUUUUUACAUCAGCUACCUAUCCAAAUGGCAAUGGUGGGCAGGAUCUCCAAAGGUAUGGAGGAGAUGAGCACUUUUAUGCACUUGCAACCAGGAAUUUUGCCGAUGCGUCUUUAAUUAUCAAUGCCUCGCUGACUGGCCCAAACCGCGUCCCCGUAAACUCAGAACACAUCAUUGAGCGGCAGACAAUACGUGAAUUCAUGUCCUUCAUUCAGGAACCCUAUUUGGAUCUUGAAGAUGGACAAGGGUUACAAACUGUACCUGCUGACCUCGGAAGUGUUUCAUUCGAUGUUAUCAAUGACUUCAUAAAUAUCCCGUAUAGUCAAUGGGCAGGCCUGAAUGGGCAAAAUGGGAAUACCAACUCCCUUUUCCAGAAUCUCGCAAUUCCCUGGGUUCAAAUUCAAAUCCCGGUGUCAUGCCAAAUCUACAGGCGUCCUUGAGUAGGGUGAGAGCAAGAAUUUGGAAUUCUAGAGUAAAUGCUACUCCUAACGAAAACUUUACUUCAUUGGCCAACAACCCGAAAAUCCAAAACACACAAAGAGCCCUCAGCCUGAUACUUUCAGUGAGUGACCAAAAAUAUUCCCCUAUCAGUAUUUUGACGUAUGGAAUAUGUACUAAGCUAAAUCAAUCCACGAUUUAGGGAAUGGCUGUUUUCAACUACUUUAAUGAUCCAACCAUACAAAAUCUCAUGUGACAGAUUCAUCAAGAUAUUCACACAAGCUUGACGGAAUUUGACACCCUGUACAACUCACUCGCUCCAGCUCAAACCGUACAUACGGCGGAUCUCUGGACUGAGUUCAUAAAUUCUGGGCGGUACGAGUAACCAACCACUUUUACAACUAUCUGACCAGGCAAGUAAAUGACAGGAUAGCUCAAUUGAAGGCUGGCUGGGAAGCAGUAUUGGCUGCCGAUCCAUCGAAGAGACAGGAAUAAAUCGCUAAUGCCGCGCUUGAAAAGAUCACUGAACUAAAUGAUGAAAUCGAGACAGCAGUGCGCUUCGAAAGAGCUCCAUUCAACUCUUAACUGGACAUCAAAACUUGCUGGGGCACUUUUGUUC
Molecule: messenger RNA, 1104 nt
Organism: Sclerotinia trifoliorum
Lineage: Eukaryota; Fungi; Ascomycota; Leotiomycetes; Helotiales; Sclerotiniaceae
Source: the annotation of a GenBank genome assembly